AUGUCUGAAAACGGCGCAAGCAGCAGCAAGGCUCCCGUCACUGAUCGUGGAAUACACCAACCUCUGGUUGAUGUCCAGCCAUUUCGCAUGAGCGAUCUGCAGCCCAAAUACGCGCAUCAAAUCAACCAUGCUGAUGAUAACCCCGAUGCGCAUGGCUGGUACGCCGGUUUGAUCCAUAGCCUAGGUGAAUGCAUCGGAUUUUUCGGAGCUAUCCCCUGCUGCAUCUGCUGCCCCAACCCCUUCAAGCCUGUCGAUCAGGGUGCAGUCGGUUUGAUCUCGCGAUUUGGACGCUUCGAGCGAUCGGUCGAUCCUGGUCUGGUCAAGAUCAACCCACUCAGCGAACACAUCAUCACGGUCGAUGUCAAGAUUCAGAUCGUGGAGGUACCCCGUCAGGUUUGCAUGACUAAGGAUAACGUCACCCUCAACCUGACCUCUGUCAUCUACUACCAAGUGGUUUCUCCCCACAAGACCGCCUUCGGUAUCUCGAACGUGCGGCAAGCCCUGGUCGAGCGCACCCAGACAACACUGCGCCACGUGAUCGGCGCGCGAGUGUUGCAAGAUGUGAUCGAGCGUCGCGAGGAGAUCGCUCAGUCGACCUCGGAGAUCAUCGAGGAGGUAGCAGCCGGAUGGGGAGUGAAGGUCGAGUCGAUGUUGAUCAAGGACAUCAUCUUCAGCAACGACCUGCAAGACUCGCUCUCUAUGGCGGCGCAGUCGAAGCGUAUCGGUGAAAGCAAGGUUAUUGCCGCGCGCGCCGAGGUCGAAUCCGCCAAGUUGAUGCGCCAGGCUGCCGAUAUCCUAUCCUCCGCCCCGGCUAUGCAGAUCCGCUACCUCGAAGCGAUGCAGGCUAUGGCCAAGACUGCCAACAGCAAGGUUAUUUUCCUGCCUGGAGUGGCCCCGACCCAGCAACUGGAAGCCGCUACUAAUGCAGGAGAGGGCCCGAGCAACUACGGUGCCCCGACCCUCAGCAAUGAUGGUGGCUUCCAGGGUGCGAUCAACGCUCGUGUUGUCGAAGACAUCUAG
This is a messenger RNA of Penicillium hordei, 1020 nucleotides long. RefSeq names its product slipin family protein. The record is from RefSeq and is a predicted model, not a curated record. Gene Ontology annotation, cellular component: plasma membrane. The transcript has 3 exons. Bases 1 to 1020 code for a protein of 339 amino acids. NCBI's taxonomy places the organism in Eukaryota, Fungi, Ascomycota, Eurotiomycetes, Eurotiales, Aspergillaceae.